UUCACUUGAGCAGACAUGCCCUCCGGGGGGCUGCAGUUCUGCCCGGGCCCGGCGGAGGAUCACAGCUCCCUGCCCGCCCCUCUGGCUGCAGCCUCCUCCCGCCCCGGUCUGGCUGAGCCACUGAACCGCCUAGCUCCGAUCAGCACCGGAGCCAGGCACCUAAACCUUAAUCCCUCCCCCCGCGGAGCACAAGGGGGUGGCAGAGAACUGAACUAGAGGCUGAGCCCAUAAAACUUGGGAGCAUUUUAAGGGAGAGUCUCCCCUACCUGUUUGCCCUAAGGAGCUGGGCUCCGGAAAACACCUUUCCUAAAAUCAGAGCUGGCAAUAGGGAGUGAGACUUUCCUGGCACAUGGGGAUUUAGAAACAUCCUGAUCUCUAUUGCAGCCUAGAGGUAUGACUGCACAUAAAAGUUUUUUCAGGAUAUCCCAAAAUGUCUGCCCCACAUUUUUUAAACUCGUCUGCUAUUUUGAAAUAUAGCGCACAUGAUAUUUUGAUGUCCCUGCAAACCUUGUUGCACAAGGGAUAAGAGAUGGCUCAAAGUAGUGUUUUAUUCGAAAUUUGUGCUGUGUGGACUCCACCAAAUUUCAUAAUAGCCUUUUUCAAAAUAGACUUGAAAUAAGCUAUGCAAUUUGCAUAAUGCAAAUUGUGUAUCUUAUAUCAAGUUUAGGGCGCCGUAUAGACACACCCUAGGUGACCCAUCUGACUUUUACAGCCCUGUUUGAGCCCUCAUCUUCCCUGAAUAAGGGUUAAACCUCAGGACUGAGUCCGGAUGCCUGGAUUCUGUUCCUACAACUGAUACUGACUCUGUGAAUGUGGCAGGUGUUGGGAUUCAUCUGCCUCUGCCUUAAUUCCAUCCUCUCUGCCAUGGUUGUAAGCAGGCUCAGUCAAAGACCCUAGAGAUCUGUGAAGAUAGACCAUUAGGGUUUGCAAAGUCCUUGGAAUUACAUACAUAAAUCUGAACAAGCAACACCUGACUUAUGAUGCCCCUGCAUUUACAACCAUUUUUUUCAUGUGAGACAGCUCCUAACUCCCCUCCCUGUUUAUGUCCACAGCUUGCAUUUAUGACAGCAUACGACACAGACUCCACAAGUCAACCCAAAACAGGAAACACACGCUUACAGUUCGGCCAGGGAGCCUGGAGCUGGGAAGGAGCUGGAACCUGGACCCGCCCGGCCACGCUUUGCUGCUGCUGCAUCAGACCUGCCACACAGAGAGGAGCCGAGCCCGGCCCAGCACCUGCGGCCCAACUGCGGCUGAGAAAUCAUGGGGGCAACGGAUGUGCGCCCUGAGAGCCAACCCCCGCUGCUGGAGCUGCAUGUUGAUGCCAAUAGACACCUGGAGAUGGAAGGGGAGACAGAGCUACGCUGUAACUACAACAAAUGUAUAGUUGUCCUGGGAGUAACAGUCUUCGUUCUCCUCAUCGCUGUUAUUGUCCUGGCAGUGGGGUUAUCUGGCCACUCUCCAGCUGCGCGGGGCCCCUGCUGCCCGGAUUGCUGGCUUGGCUACCAGGGGAAAUGCUUCUAUUUCUCCACGGCUGAGGGGAACUGGACCAACAGCCGGAGCCGCUGCUCUGCCCUGGGGGCCUCCCUGGCUGGGAUUGACACCCUGCAGGAAAUGGCUUUCCUGCUGCGGUAUAAAGGCAAACCCUACCAUUGGAUCGGCCUCCGGAGGGACCCGGGGCAGCCCUGGAAAUGGACCAAUGGCACCAAAUUCAACAACCUGUUUGAUAUCAGGGCAGAUGGUGACUGCGCGUAUCUGAACAGUGAGAACGGGGUCAGCAGCUCACGAUGCACCGGGGAGCGAUACUGGAUUUGCAGCAAACCUGAUGUAUUUACAGAGAAGAUGGAGGCUCGUAACGGGAGUGUUGUAGAAUUAGCUAUGGGAAAGCUGGACUGAUCUUUCUUCAGCAUCACACCUGAGCCUUUCCAGAGUGUCAGGGGCUGCUCUGAGCCUCUCUGGGUGAAACCACAAAAGUCGUUUGCACAUUUCGUCCUCUCCCCACGGCUGCCUGUUUUCCCUGCCAGUGGAACUGCUCAGAUUGGCCUUUCCCACCUACCUCACCUGACACAGGGAGUCUGGAUCUUCCUUGAGCUGAAAGCUGCAGCACCAGCCUCAACUUUCCCUGCCUGAGCACCCCACACAAAAGUUUUUUCGCUUCAGUGAAGUCUUUGUGGAGCCUUUUAAAAUACUCACCAUUCCUAUUCCAUAGAGUGGGACAAAGCUGAACAGGAAAUGGUGCUUCCCUUCCCUCCAGGAUGUUUUUCAACAUGAAUUUCUCAGGAUCACUUGUAAUUGUGGUGAGCACCCAGCGGAUUUUCAAGUUUAUGGUUUAAACCAAUUUCUCUUUGAGACUUUUUAAUUUUUAUAAAAGCCUAAAACAUUAAA
Pelodiscus sinensis (Chinese soft-shelled turtle) is the source of this 2385-nucleotide messenger RNA. The record is from RefSeq and is a predicted model, not a curated record. Lineage: Eukaryota; Metazoa; Chordata; Testudines; Trionychidae.